AAUCGCCGCGUUUCCAGGGAUUACGCGCUCUCUGUUUUAGGGCCUCCUCAUUUGACCUAAUUCGUUAGGGCGGCGGGACGAAGAAGAAGAAGAUGAAGUGGAUCGGGAGGCUGGGGAGGACAUUUGGGGCGCCAUUCUUGCUCCUGGUGACUUCGAUCUACUGGACGCAGGGCUUUAGAUCGCUGGCAUGGAUGGGAGUCUCUUAUCAGAUGAAGGAUCAGCUCAAGCUCAGCCCUUCUGCGUCGCAGUUUGUCAUGUCCACUUCGUUUCUUCCGUGGAGCAUCAAGCCUCUGUAUGGGAUUUUUUCCGAUUGCGUUCCCAUCUUUGGUCGACGACGCAUCCCAUACCUGGUCAUCUCCAGCGUCCUGUGCUUUGUUCCAUGGCUUGUCCUCGGCGCCGUGGAGUGGUCCAGGUCCUCUUACAUUUACUUGACCGUUCUCCUGACGAUCCAGAAUUUUGGAGCAGCUAUGGCGGACGUGGUGGUGGAUGCCAUGGUUGCGGAGAUGGCCAGGAAAGAAAGGGCUGAGUUCGCAGGAGAGCUCCAGUCCAUGUCGUGGCUAGCGAUGGCUUUCGGUGGGAUUUUGGGGAGUAUUGCCGGCGGGGUGGCGUUGGACAGACUUCAAGUAAGUGGGAUCUUCAUGAUGUUUGCGACGUUCCCGCUCGUCCAGCUUCUCUCCUGCGCGUUUCUGGACGACAGGAAGCUGGGAAAUAGUGUUGGAGAGAUAGCAAUAGUCGAGAGCCCCGAGGAAAAGCUCGAGGCCAUCGAUGGAAAAACAGAAAGUGUAGAAGAACAGGGGAUCCAGGACACAAAAAGCAGUUCGCCAAACGAUGUGAACGAAGCAUUAGAUGAUCCAGAAUCCAAAAGUCUUCGCAGAAGAAGAGGGAGCUUAGACAGGAAAGAAGUUGAAACUGAGGAGGAAAUGCGCGAGGAGCAAAACAAGACAAGUCCUACAAUAAGAGGCGCUUGUCGCUCUUUGUAUCAAGCAGUGAAGCAGCCUUCGGUUUUCCGGCCAAUGCUGUGGUUUUUGAUAUCGCAGUCAGCGGUUCCAAAUUUGUCAACGAUUAUGUUCUACUUCCAGACCAAUUCUGUGAAGCUGGACGCGUCUUUUUUGGGAACCAGCCGUGUAGUUGGCUGGGGAGGACUCAUGCUAGGCACUUUUCUUUACAACCAUUACUUAAAGAGAGUAUCACUCAGGAAAAUUUUCAGGCUGGUUCAUAUUGGUCUUGCCAUUCUUACGUUGAGCGAUGUGGUUUUUGUAUCUCGCCUCAACACACGCAUGGGAAUUCCCGACAAAGUUUUCGUUCUGGGGGCAUCCGCUGUUGGAGAUGCUGUCAAUCAGUUCAAGUUUAUGCCAUUUCUGGUGUUCUCCGGUCAGAUAUGUCCUCCCGGAAUCGAGGGAACUUUGUUUGCACUGUUCAUGUCAAUCAGUAACUUGGGAGGUACCAUAAGUUCUUUUGCAGGUGCAGCUUUGGCGUCUGCAUUGCAAAUCUCGUCGCAAGAAUUUGGCAAUUUGUCCCUUGGGAUUGUUAUUCAGGCUGCAUGCACACUUCUUCCCGUUUUACUCUUGGGUUUAAUACCUGAAGAGGCAACAGGAAUGGCCCUUACACACAAUUCUUAAAAGAGAAUAUGUAAACUAAUACAAAUAAAAGCAUGAAUAUUGUCAGCAUUGGAUAUCA
Messenger RNA from Selaginella moellendorffii, 1677 nucleotides. Its product is annotated as probable folate-biopterin transporter 4. Gene Ontology annotation, cellular component: membrane. NCBI's taxonomy places the organism in Eukaryota, Viridiplantae, Streptophyta, Lycopodiopsida, Selaginellales, Selaginellaceae. The coding region runs from base 93 to 1619 and encodes 508 amino acids. The record is from RefSeq and is a predicted model, not a curated record. The transcript has 7 exons.